Pantherophis guttatus is the source of this 5688-nucleotide messenger RNA. Lineage: Eukaryota; Metazoa; Chordata; Lepidosauria; Squamata; Colubridae. The record is from RefSeq and is a predicted model, not a curated record.
GGGGGGCCGAGGCCAGCGUCGGGCCUGCUCUUCCGGGAUGCGGCGGCUGCAAUCCGGGCAUGAGCGACGUGGUGGAGCGGACGCUGCUCAGCGCCUUGCCCGGCUGGCUGGGGCAGCAGCAGCACGAGGCGGCGGCGGCGGGGCUGGGCGGAGGCGGCGGCGGAGGAGGCCCCACUCGGCCCGGACGGAGCGCCUCCGCCUCCCGCCUGGGCGGCCUGAUCCGCAGCAUCACCGCGCUCGCUUCCAAGCAUGAAGAAGAAAAACUUAUCCACCAGGAAUUAAAUAAUUUAAAAGCCACUGUUUCCGCACCAACUACAAAUCUGAAAUUGAUGAAGGAAUGUAUGGUGAGGAUGAUCUAUUGCGAGAUGCUGGGCUACGAGGCCUCUUUUGGAUACAUCCAUGCCAUUAAGCUGGCACAGCAAGGGAAUCUUUUUGAGAAAAGAGUUGGUUAUUUGGCAAUUUCUUUAUUUCUGCAUGAAAAUCAUGAGUUGCUGGUUCUGCUGGUGAACACGGUGGUGAAGGAUUUACAGAGUACGAAUCUCAUGGAGGUCUGCAUGGCCCUCACAGCAGCCAGCCAGCUUUUCCCCCAAGAAAUGAUUCCUGCUGUCCUUCCACUCAUAGAAGACAAACUCCAGCAUUCAAAGGAAAUUAUUCGGAGAAAAGCCGUCCAGGCACUCUACAAGUUCUACUUAAUUGCUCCUAAUCAAGUCCAGCACAUUCACGACAAAUUCCGGAGGGCGCUUUGUGAUAGAGAUGUGGGUGUGAUGGCAGCUUCCUUGCACAUCUAUCUGCAGAUGGUGAAGGAAGAUUCCUCGGAAUAUAAGGAUUUGACAAGCAGCUUUGUAACAAUUCUGAAGCAGGUGGUCGGGGGGAAACUCCCCGUGGAUUAUAACUAUCACAACACUCCAGCGCCUUGGUUGCAAAUCCAGCUUUUAAGAAUAUUGCGGCUACUCGGAAAAGAUGACCCAAGGACCAGUGAAUUAAUGUACGACGUUUUAGAUGAAUCUUUACGGAGAGCAGAAAUCAAUCACAACAUUACUUACGCAAUCCUGUUUGAAUGCGUCCACACCAUUUACGCCAUUCACCCCAAACCUGAUCUGCUUGAGAAGGCCGCCAAAUGUAUUGGGAAAUUUGUCUUGUCCCCUAAAAUUAAUUUGAAAUAUUUGGGAUUAAAAGCUUUAACGUAUGUCAUCCAGCAAGAUCCCAACCUUGCUCUGCAACACCAAAUGACAAUAAUUGAGUGUCUGGAACAUCCUGAUCCCAUUAUUAAAAGAGAGACCUUGGAACUUCUGUAUCGAAUAACCAAUGAACAAAAUGUCACCGUCAUUGUACAGAAGAUGCUUGACUACAUAAAUCAGAGCAAAGAGGAAUAUACCAUCAUCAACAUUGCUGGGAAAAUAGCAGAAUUAGCUGAAAAAUAUGCGCCAAACAACGAAUGGUUCAUUCGGACUAUGAAUGCCGUGUUUUCGGUAGGAGGAGAUAAAAUGCAUCCUGACAUACUGAACGGUUUCUUGCGACUUCUUGCUGAAGGCUUUGAAGACGAGAAGGAAGACAUUCAGCUGCGGUUUCACGCCGUCCAAUCUUACCUGUCGUUAUUAGAGGACAAAAAUGCAAUUUAUCCGCAGAAAUUUAUUCAAGUGAUGAGUUGGGUAUUGGGGGAGUACAGUUACCUCCUGCAAAACGUGGACCCUGAAGUUGUUUUAGCAAGCUUGUAUCGGAUCCUUAAAAGCAACGCCACUUGUGAAACCAAGGUUUGGCUCAUGGCUGCAAUUUCUAAAACAGCUUCACGUACAACCGGUUCAAAGACGGUGGAGAAAUUUCUCUUGGAAUUCAGCGCAUCUUUGGAUACCAGCAUGAGGCAGCAGGCGUUUGAGUUAAAAUGCCUUUAUGAAAAUAAGGAAUUGAUGAAGAGAUUGUUUCCACUUGAUGCGAGCUGUAAGAACAUUGUGGUCGAUGCUUCCUUGUCUUUCUUAGACGGCUUUGUGGCCGAAGGACUGAACCGGGGUGCAUUGCCAUACAAACCUCAUCACCAAAGACAGGAAGAGAAAUUGUCCCAGGAAAAAGCUUUGAAUUUUGAACCCUACGGAGAAUCCCUUUCUCAGAGCUUCCCUGUAUCAAGAAUGGCCGGCAGACAGUCUCCAACCGGAAUUUCUCUGGGCUCGGAUAAUAGUGUUGAGACAGGACAGAAAGAGAACAACAGUCUGAAGCUUGAAGGCGUGAAGAAAUUGUGGAGCAAAGAAGGUUACCUUCCCCAGAAGAAAAACCAAGAAGAAAAAGAAGAGAAAACCACAGAGGCUGCUCUUCAGGGCGGCCCAUCAGUAGAGACGGUGGCUAGCACUUUCCCAUUGCAGCCUAAGGAAGAAAUGAUGGAUCACGCAGAAGGGACGAAAGAAAAGCAGCAGCUGGCUUCCGCACUCUUUGUCGGGCUAGGAUCACAAAAUAGCACUAAUCUGAUGGGGAAAGCAGAUCCCGCAGCUCAGAAGUUUACACGGAAAUCGAAAAUGAACGAAGUCCUCCCUAAUGAGAGUUCCCCGCCUAUGGAAAGCACCCCUACUACCACUUCCCUAUUUCAGGAAGGGUUAACCGGAGAGAAGGACCUUUUUGUAAACAACGGACACCUCAAGUUCAGGAAAGCUUCCCUACAUUCUCCUGAAAUGCCUGAAUCCAAGACGAUGCUCGAUCGUUCCCAUUCGUUGCCGGAAGGUGGGUUGAAUGAAAAGUCCUUGGAUCAUCAAUUUUCACCAUCUUCUUUAUUCACCCAUGAUCACGUGGAUAUUUUUCAUCCUUCCCCAAGUUCUCCCACUCUAGUUCAGAAGCAACGUUCGCCCACGCCUUGUCUCCCAGAAGAAGCAGCCCAACAUCUUCAUUCGGACAUUUCAGAACUCUGCGGCAACGAAUCCCUGCUUGUAUACUUUUCUAAGGUCUGGGAAGAGGACAAUCUUCUGAUUUUUUUAUUUCUCGCCAAUAAAAGCCCUUCCGUUCUGAAAGAUGUGAGCCUGGAAUUCCAACACUCUGAACAUUUUAAGAUGGUAGAAAAUCUUGGCUGCCAACUUGCUGUGAUAGAAAGUAAAAAUAUAGAAAGCUUCCAGAUGUAUGUAGAGAUGGAGAAGCCCUGCUCUUCAGGAAAAAUAUUCGGUUGCAUCAGUUAUCCGCUAGAAUUGGACGUCUGUCUCAGAUUUUCUAUCUCUUUAGAGCUGUUGGAUUUUAUUAGACCAAUGAAGAUGAGCACGGAUGAAUACGGAAAACUGUGGCUCUCCAUUUCAAACGAAGUCAGACAAAAUCUGAAGGUGGCAUCAUCUCAAGGAACUCUGUCCUUGAUGCUAGACAUCUUUCAGCAAAAGCUGAAGCUACAUAUUGUUGAUAUCAUAGGAAAUGAAGGAAUAGCCGCUUGUCGACUGCUUCCGUCAAUCCCGUGUCUUCUCCACUGCCGGCUCCAUGCUGGGACAUUGGCCUUGUGGUUCAGAUCGCCUUGCUCUGCUCUACCAGACUGUUUACUUUAUCAAUGUCAGAAGGUGAUGGAAGAAUCCUGAAAAACCACACAGACUCCUUUUUUGGACUGGUAUGAACAAAGGGUGUGGUUCUGAGUAGGAGUUUACCAAACCCAACUUCUGUUCUCCAUGGAGCAAAGAUGUAUCUUGGCAUCAGUGUGGCUCUCCUUCCAGUGGGAGGGGGAAAAACCCAUCAAGGAUGCUUGCCUGACAUUGACAAGGCAGUAAGGUACGGGUAGCUGAAUUGAGGCAUGUUAUGCAAGGCUCAUAUUUUCUAUUAAUGUAUUUGUAUAACUCAUGGGAUUUAUUCGUAGGAUCAGUUACUUGAAUUACUCAGUCAUUACGCUCCCUAGUGCAGAGAACUGCCUUCUGCUUAUUUUGCUGAAGUUUUUGAGGUGGUUUCUCAAGCACUUAUACAAACAACCUGCGGAUCACGAAGAUGCAGGGAUAAUCUUCAGUUUGUAAGUUUAUCCAUGAUGGCCCCAUCAAUGCAUCAUAUCUGGGUCAUGGCACCGUGGAAAAGUUUUUGACUUGGCACCGGUCACCGUUGAUUGUAGUUCAACAAUCAGAGUCAUCAGAAUUGGGGAGUCAGUAUUCAAUGUUUUUAUGGUAUGGAUAUAUAGUAGGAUGAUGCGUUUUUGUGGGUGUGAUCAAGGAAGUACCUUUUUGUCAACAUAGCUCAAGAUGGGCCGUGUGAUUCUAGGUAUCGCAAUACAGUUUCUACAGUUUUCGCAUCAACUUCCAGAUCUUCUGGCUUGGUGAGCUGUUCUUCCUCAUCUUCCCGCUAUCUAUGGCCAUGUGAAAAUGUAUAAAUAUACUUACUUUUAUAUUUAAAAAAAAGGACCUUGGAAGGACCCCAUGAUUUUUUUUUUAAAUAAAUAACUCAAGGUGGCAAACAUAUUUAAUACUCCUUCCUCCUUCUGUUUUCUCCUCAUGAAUAACCUUGUGAGGUGGGUUUGGCUGAGAGAGAGAGAGAGAGAGAGAGAGAGCGACUGAUCAGUAAUAUAAAAUUAUGAUUAAUUUAUAUGCCAUCAUUUUGUGGCCUUUUAAUUACACUUUGCUAGCGGGGGAAUUCUGGGAGUUGAAGUCCGUACAUCUUCCAAGUUGCAAAAGUUGAGGAACACUAGGUAUAUAGUUUAUUUUUUUUCUUAGCUGAUGCCGUUAACUUCUUUUGCUUACCAUUUCUUAGUCCUGGUAAGGUAGCUUGUUCUGAAAAACAUACAAUUAUGGAUAUGGAUAUGUAGGUGUAGUUAAUGGAUCGAAGAAGACCGUGUUGCUAAGUAGUUUGCAAGGCGCCGGGAGAGAAAAUAGAGAAUAUCCUUUAUGAACUGCACGCAAUUCUGACUGCAGCACAUCCACUCUUUCAAUCUUCUCACUUUAAGAAAGUAGAAUGCGAUUAACUAACAAAGGGAUUGAAUUUUGGUAGGGUUUUUUUUUUUCUCCUGAUUUUUCAGUGUUGUCAUAAAGGAAUUCUUUAAAAUGCACUAAAGAAAUGUAUUAAAUCGGAGGUCUCCAACCUUGGUGAAUUUAAGAAUUCUCCAGCCAGCAUGGGCGGGGAAUUCCGGGUGUUGAAGUCCACAAAUCUUAAAAUGGCCGAAGUUGGAGACCCCUGUUUUAAAUUAUCUACAGAGACUGUUGUAUGAUCAUGUUUACUAUAUAUGCCUUAUGGAUUAAAAACAGGAAUUUAGGGGUUGGAAGAAUGAAUACAUUCGAAAUACUGUUUCUCUAUGACUGUUAAUGGUAUAUUAUAGGAUUUAUCCUAUAACAGUUUAGGAAAGCUAUAAUUUCAAGUCUAUGCAGUUUUUAACCAUUGUCAUCAAAUGAGGUUUUAAGCUUCUGGCCUUCCACGUCUUGUUCAACUACACAUCCCAGAAUUCUCCACUAUAACUUGUGGAGUUAUAGUUGAGGCAUAUUUGAAGGCUGAGAACCUUCCUACCCAUUUCCCGAUACAAAGAUUUAUCCAUCUGUACACUGCAGAGCCUGUUGUCUGUUUUCCCCCCCAAAUGUUUACUGUCCUUCUCUGCCAAAUAUGUGGAUCUUAACUGAACAAAUCUUGGUGAGAUUGACUGGGUUUUUCUUAAUUGUACUCUCUCUACUUCCUUUUUAUUUUCAAACUGUCUGCAGAAGUGGUUUCUUACUGUUCUUUUUGCCACCUAACUUAAAAUAAUUGCAAUGUAAUAAAUUAUUCUGCUGCACCAAA